This is a messenger RNA of Hyaloperonospora brassicae, 1287 nucleotides long. NCBI's taxonomy places the organism in Eukaryota, Oomycota, Peronosporomycetes, Peronosporales, Peronosporaceae. The record is from the annotation of a GenBank genome assembly.
AUGAAAGAUGCGGAAGAGCUACUGCGACAUCCGCUACAGCUCUUUCCCUGGGACCGCUGGACAAUGGGCGAUACAACGACCGUCACAACGGAUCCUGAAAGUGGGGCAAUGGCCACAGCGUUUCAGAAAAAGUCUCGCGACGCGUGGGAGGCCGGAAAAGCGCUUCGGCGUGCGCCCGUUCUGGACGAACUCGAGCGAGCGGCACAAGAGAGUAAGGCGAAGAAAGAGCUCAGCUCGUGCGACGGUUCAAACCGCUUGAACAGCUCUAUUGGGUCCAUUCGCUCGGACACUGAGUCGCACACGGCAUUUCGGAUACGUUCGCAGCAGUCGUGGCGCCAACAGCGCCAGUCGUUGCUCGAGGAAGCUGCUACAAUUGGUGAAGCGAAACGGUUCGUGCAGGCAGAGACAGACCGUGUGGAAUCGAGUCUGGCAGCGAAAUUGCUGCAGAGAGGCUAUGGGCUGGACUCUAGUCCGACGAUAACGGACGGAGGGGAUCGGGGUGUACCCAGUGACAGCUCGAAAGGCGAAGAGGUCGAAGGUUCAGGACUGCCUCAAGAGUCUCAUGAUGCGAUCCGACAUCGGCUGGUAGAGUUUUACACCAAGUACAACCCUGAAAAGUUGAACAGCAUCGACCGGACGCUGGAACUGUACCGCGGUCGGGAAGACGAGCUGUUUCAGAAGCUGGCUCAGCGUUAUGUCGCGGACGCUGGCUUGAGUCUGCAAGAACGCAAGAAGAAGUUUGUCACGAAAGAGACUGAUCCCAGCGUCUACAUGGACAUCUCGAUAGCUGGCAUUCCCGCGGGCAGGAUCGUCAUGCGUCUACUGCAGAACCAAGUUCCGCUUGCUUCGGAGAACUUUCGCUGCCUAUGCACGGGCGAAAAGGGCGGGAUCCUUACGUUUCGAGGCUGCAAGUUUCACCGCAUCAUCAAGAACUUUGUGGUCCAAGGCGGCGACUUCACCACAGGGGAUGGCACUGGCGGCCAAAGCAUUUACCGCGGAACUGCGCACGGGGAUCUCUGGGGAAACUUCAAGGAUGAGCGCUUCCUACCACAUGACGACGUCGGGCUGCUGUCAAUGGCCAACGCAGGCAAGAACACAAACGGUUCGCAGUUCUUCAUCACCACUAAAGCAGGUCUGACGAAUCUGAAUGGCAAACAUGUGGUUUUUGGCGAAGUCGUUGAGGGGCUGAACGUCGUCGACGCGAUGCAAAAUGUGGAGGUGGACCGGACCACGGGCCGCCCACUGUCAGCAAAUCAAGUUGAGGUCGUCGACUGUGGCGAACUGUAG